This is a messenger RNA of Entrophospora candida, 251 nucleotides long. Lineage: Eukaryota; Fungi; Glomeromycota; Glomeromycetes; Entrophosporales; Entrophosporaceae. The record is from the annotation of a GenBank genome assembly.
AACUUUAUCCAAACUGUGGCUUAAUUCAUAUUUCAUUAUUCAUAAAUGUCAAAAAUUCAACAGAAUUAAAAAAAAGAUUAUUAUCUCAUGAUUCAGAAUUAAGUUAUGUUAGAGUGGUACUUGAUAAAUUUCAAUUAUUAAUAGCGAUAAAUGAUGCUGUCCAUUAUGAAAAUCUUGGAUUAUUAAAAACUCAUAAUAUAAGUGAAUCAUUAAGAAGAUUGGGAUCUCAGGUUCAUCUGAUACAAUAUUAA